This is a messenger RNA of Bombus pyrosoma, 2624 nucleotides long. RefSeq names its product inactive selenide, water dikinase-like protein (gene Sps1). The transcript has 6 exons. The record is from RefSeq and is a predicted model, not a curated record. Lineage: Eukaryota; Metazoa; Arthropoda; Insecta; Hymenoptera; Apidae. Gene Ontology annotation, molecular function: selenide, water dikinase activity; ATP binding. Gene Ontology annotation, biological process: L-selenocysteine biosynthetic process. Gene Ontology annotation, cellular component: cytoplasm.
CUGGAUGCGCGUCCAUUUUGUUAGCACGUACGAUCCCGGUUAGUCGACGCCGGUGCAAAGUAUAAUUCCCGUUUGCAACGAGUUCGUGUUACUCGAGUAGAGUAAGGGCUACGAAGCCAGUGGCUGUCUGUCGGCGGCGUUCGUGGAUUUGUAGCUGCGUAUCGUAAGUACAGAGAGCGCAGCUGGCAAGCGUGAGAACCUACUUGUAGAUACAUAGCGCAACAAGGAUCAGAACGGAGGAGAAGCCGCUGGAAAGAGAAUCGUUGUGCCAGGGCCGCGAAACGCGUCGCGUACCCGGUUCGUCGUUAGUUUUAGUUUUAGCAAGAUGGCGGAACUACAGGGAACCCCGGUUGCUCAAGACGCCCUGUCCGUAGCCCAGCUAGAGCUCGGUGGAAAUCCAAACGCCUUAGCUUUGCGUAGGCCGUUUGACCCUGUGGCACAUGAUCUCGAUGCGACCUUCCACCUUACGCGGUUCGCCGACCUAAAAGGAUGAGGGUGUAAAGUCCCUCAGGAGGUUCUUGGGAAACUCCUCGAGGGACUACAGGCCGACGAUGGUAGCGCACAAGAUCAUGAACAUGCCCAUUUUAUGCACAUGGCCAUUCCACGCAUCGGCAUUGGCAUGGAUUCCUCCGUAACUCCACUGAGGCAUGGAGGGCUUAGUUUGGUACAAACUACAGACUUCUUCUAUCCAUUAGUUGAUGAUCCUUACAUGAUGGGUAAAAUUGCAUGUGCGAAUGUUAUCAGUGAUCUGUAUGCCAUGGGUGUUACUGAAUGUGACAAUAUGCUAAUGUUGUUGGGAGUCAGUACAAAAAUGACUGAGAAGGAAAGGGACGUUGUUGUACCCUUGAUCAUGAGAGGGUUCAAAGAUUCUGCUCUGGAAGCUGGUACAACAGUCACGGGAGGUCAAACGGUUGUUAAUCCUUGGUGUACAAUAGGUGGUGUUGCUUCUACUGUUUGUCAACCAAACGAAUACAUUGUACCAGACAAUGCCGUUGUGGGUGAUGUUCUUGUUUUAACAAAGCCACUUGGAACUCAAGUCGCUGUUAACGCUCACCAAUGGUUAGAUCAACCAGAUCGCUGGAACAGGAUUAAACUUGUGGUCAGUGAAGAUGAUGUAAGAAAAGCUUAUCAGAGAGCAAUGGAUAGUAUGGCCAGGCUUAACAGAAUAGCGGCUAGGUUAAUGCAUAAAUACAAUGCGCACGGAGCAACAGAUGUUACGGGUUUCGGCCUUUUGGGACACGCACAAAAUUUGGCCAAACACCAGAAGAAUGAAGUCUCUUUUGUUAUUCAUAAUUUGCCCGUAAUCGCAAAAAUGGCAGCUGUAGCAAAAGCGUGCGGUAAUAUGUUUCAACUCCUUCAAGGUCACUCGGCAGAAACCAGCGGUGGAUUACUUAUUUGCUUACCCAGAGAACAGGCUGCUGCAUAUUGUAAAGAUAUCGAAAAGCAAGAAGGAUACCAAGCGUGGAUCAUUGGUAUCGUAGAGAAAGGGAAUCGUACGGCUAGAAUAAUUGAUAAACCACGAGUAAUAGAAGUGCCAGCUAAAGAAAAAGAUGGAGAGCUUUGGUAAAGGAUCACAGAUGUUGGCGAAACUUUUUUAUUUACUUUCAUGUAUUUAGGAGAAACUACACGCAACACAGAAAACACGCAUUUACAUAAAUCAACACUACUGUACCAGAUUCAAAGCACUUAUAUGUGCACCAUUAUUACGGUGAAGUAACGAAUUUUCAAUAUUUUUAUUGGGUAAAAAUUUGAUUAUAUAUAGUGAUCAUCCCAUUUUGUCCCAUGGGUUAAAAGAAUAAGAUACAAUAAUACAAACUUAUAUUUACGUGUUAUUUUUAUUGAAGUUCAAUCUGAAGUUUUAACUUAGGAGUAACACGUUUCUUCUUUCUCGUUUUUUAAUUUUUGUUGAAAGCUGAAAGUAUUUCAUCAUAAAACUGUAAAAUGUUCAUAAUAGUCUUCCUGACAGUUAUGAAUCCUUAUUGGAAAGAAUUCAAUACAAAAAACAAAUUUGAGGAAGCAAUGAAGUAACGAAAGAAAUGAAAUUUGAGUAUAUAUUUUUUUUAAGAUUUAAGAUUUAAUAUGUACUACAUACAUACCCAAGUAGCAGUAGGCUCGGGGUAAGCUUCAAUUGCAUUUGAUCAAACUUGCAAUAUGUUGAGUGACAUUUGGGUGCUUAGUGUUAAUAAAGGAUGUUAAGGUACACAUAAAUGAUAGCUCGUGAUUAUGAAGAUUUAUAAAUAUAUUUUAAAGGGGUAUACAAUAUUGCAAAAAAGAAAAAAUGAUUUUAACGAUAUAUUGUACAUUACUUCGACUUACGGAUUUAAUAGAAUUGAAAAAGGAAACAUUGAAAACAUAGUUAUAUAGACGUUGUAAACAAAGACAUUAUUAACCCGUAGUACACAAUUACAGGCUUUUAACGCCAACGAGAUUCCCACAAUUUGUAAUUUUGAUCUAUUGUUACACAGAAUGUGUAAGUUGUCCAAAAAACGAAAAGAAGGCCUUCUCUAGUUUUCUCGUUACAUACGCUUUUGAAAAUAAUUAUAAAAGGAAAUAAGAAAUCGAGCACAGGCCCUAAUGUUGUAUUACUUUUUCAUAUGAAUAAAGUGCUACUUUGUCAAUAAAAA